Lucilia cuprina (Australian sheep blowfly) is the source of this 2473-nucleotide messenger RNA. RefSeq names its product lambda-crystallin (gene Had2). The coding region runs from base 128 to 1072 and encodes 314 amino acids. The record is from RefSeq and is a predicted model, not a curated record. Gene Ontology annotation, molecular function: NAD+ binding; oxidoreductase activity, acting on the CH-OH group of donors, NAD or NADP as acceptor. NCBI's taxonomy places the organism in Eukaryota, Metazoa, Arthropoda, Insecta, Diptera, Calliphoridae. The transcript has 3 exons. Gene Ontology annotation, biological process: fatty acid metabolic process.
CUAUACAAAUGUACGAUAAUUGUUCCGCAAGCCUUAAAUAUGAUUGAAACUGUUUUAAAUAUUAAAUCAAAUACAAAAUAUCAUUCAAGUAGUGGCAGUUGUAAAGAAAAGUUUUAAAAACAACAAAAUGAAAUUUGAAAAAAUUGGUAUCGUGGGAAGCGGUCUUAUAGGACGAGCCUGGUCCAUGUUAUUCGCCUCUGCCGGCUAUCAGGUUAUGUUAUAUGAUAUUCUACCACAACAACUAACUUCCGCUUUGGAAUAUAUUGAACAAGAAUUGAAACGUCUGGAAGAACAAAAACUUCUAAGAGGCAACUUAAAUUCUAGCGAACAAUUUAAGUGCAUAAAAACCACCACCGACAUUAAAGAGUUAGUUAAAGAUGCCAUAUUCAUACAAGAAUGCAUACCCGAACGUAUUGAAUGGAAAAAGUCAUUGUACCAACAAUUGGAUGAUAUAGUCGAAGCAAAAACAAUUAUUUCCAGUUCGACGAGUACUUUUAUGCCAUCGUUGUUUAGUCAAGAUUUAAAGCACAAAGAAAAUAUUUUGGUAUCACAUCCCUUAAAUCCACCCUAUUAUAUACCUUUAGUAGAAAUUGUGCCUGCACCCUGGACUUCUAAAAAAGCUGUAGAAUUUACCAAAAAUUUAAUGUUGGAAAUUAAACAAAAACCGGUAACAUUAACUCGUGAAGUCUUGGGUUUUGCCACCAAUCGCAUACAAUAUGCCAUUUUAAAUGAAGUAUGGCAUUUAAUCGAAAAUGAUAUACUAACCGCGGCCGAUGUGGAUACCGUUAUGACAGAGGGUUUAGGUUUACGUUAUGCUUUUUUGGGUCCUUUAGAAACUGCACAUUUGAAUGCUGAUGGCAUUGCCGAUUAUGUUAAACGUUUUGGACAGGAAAUUUUUAAAGUCAGUGAAACCUAUGAACCUACACCGGAUAUGAAAGAGGGCCCUACUUUGGAAAAAUUAUCAAACCAGUGUGAGAAAAUGGUUCCCAAGGAAAGUUUGGCACUAAGAAGAUCUCAAAGAGAUGAAUUUUUGACAAAGUUAAAUGAAUUAAAGAAACAGUUUGAAAGUUAAGUAUGUAAUCUUAAGUAAAGCAAAUAAACAGCAGGAGACUGCAGAAAAAAACUCCUCGUCCACUUAAGACAUGUGUUCAAGCUGUGAUACACGGUUGUCACAUCUUACAACGUUGUCAGUAAAAUGUGCACAAAAUGUUUAACAAUCGUGUGAACAUACUAUUUUUCUUUUCCAACGUUGUCAGAAAAACCAUUAGGUACUGAAAAUGUUGACAAAAUUUUGUAAGUCGACACAGUUAUUAGAUAUUUUCUGCACAUUUUACUGCCAACGUUGUAAGAUCUAACAAACGUGUAUACAUAGCUUUAGAAUUCAUCAUUUAGUUUCUGUUUAAUGUUUACUGAUAAACAUAAAAUGCAAAAUAUUUUUUAUUUUUUUACUUUGCUAGUGUAAACGUAUUCUGCACAUUUUAAGUGCAAUGUCUCUUCAAUAUCAAGUAUAUACUCCACGGAAUAAAAUAUUAAAAUAAAACUAUGUAUAUAUUGAAUAUUCAUGGAAAUGUCAUAUUAACUCAUUGCUCUAAGCUUCAUUUCUUCUAUAUUUUGGCUGAAAUUUCUGUUUUUUUUCCUUUGAGUUCCUUUAGUUUUCUUGUAAGAAAAUUUUAACAACUUGUCAACAUUAUGCAGUUGGAAUAUACAUUUUUUAAUAUGCAUAAUAGAAAAUAACAACUUAAAGACAUUCAAAUAAAGAAACAAAAUAUAAUUUAUGGAAAACAACAACAACUAAAAGAAACGAACUUUUUUUUUAAAAAUUUAAACAAUACAAUAAAAAUAUAAUCUUGAGUGUUUCGUUUAUAGCCAAGAAAACUUUUUAGUGGAUAUUUUUUUAAUAAUAUAGAAAACUCCUCACCCACAUAAAAAGAAAACAUGUAACAGACACAUUUUUCAAUAUUUUUAAAAGAUUUAAGUUAUUUUUUGGCCUUUUGCCCAUCAUCAUCAUUUUAAAUGUAUUUUUUAGGUAAAGAAAUCUAAAGACAAAAAAAAACAAUAUUUCAGCCUUUCUCUUAGAUUUUGAUUGUAAAUUGCAAUUUAGAUAAAUACAUGGCACAAACUCCCUCUAUCCAUAUAACAGCAGGAGUAUAUGUAUAUGGAGUAAACUUUCAAGACUUGCAAGCCAAUGAAUGAGUGAAUGACAUUUCUACUACCAAAAACUUAUCACAUAAACUUAAGAUUUUCUUUCAUUUUAUAUGAGUUUUUGUUUUUCACUUGUUCUAUUCUUGGUUUUCACAACUAAAGUUUUAGGCAGAAUCUUUAUUACCUUUUCUUACCAUUCACUCAAACAACCACAAGAAAAGUUUUAUUUUUUUUUAUAAUGGCCAGAAAUAAGCAGUUGUUGCAAUAGAAGGAUAUAUAUUGGAUAAUGUUCAUUUUGGUCAAGUAAAUAUUGGUAAAACGAACUUAAGAA